AUGGAUCGAAUUAAAAAAUCAAGCGGAACAGAACUAAUGUUUUAUUAAGAAUACAUAAAUCAAGUUAAGAAAAUACGGGAUGCUUAGCCAACUUUGGUAAUAAAAAGUGAUUAGACCUAUAAGAAGGUCAAAAAUGAAUUGUAAUAUGAGUACGCCAGACUUAAAAAUCAAAGAGAGCGCGAAAUUGAGUAAGAAAACAAAAAAAUGAAAUAAACUGGACCCACGAGUUUGAAUAUAAGUCAUCGCAGAAACAUUAUCAACUAGAUUAAUUAGGAAAAUGAUGAUCUAGUUAAAAAACUAGAGAGCAUAUAGGCCACUGUGCCUAAUAGAAAAACUCUUGAUAAAAAUACAGAGAAAAUUUUGAGUACUUCUAAGCUUAAAACUUCGAGAGUUACUUCCUAAACAUCUUUGAAUACUAGUUUACCUCAAAUCAAUCAGAGGAGAGAUAUGAAAUUAGAUCUAGAAGGUCUAUGGGGAAAUAACAACUUGAAUAACACUACUCUGGAAUCAAAGAGUCCUAGAUCUCCAGUAUUUUAACAGAAUCAAAAUAAUAUCCCUUAACUGAAGAUGGACUACUCUUCAACUAUGAUAUUCGACGAUAAUAUGGAAAAUUUACUUACAAAGAGACCUGCCAAAAAGUUAGGAUAACUCCCAAGUUUUCAUAGGAGAUCACUUAGUGUUCAAAAGCAAGGUGAAACAAGCAGAACGAAUAAGUAGCCUAAUUAAUUAAAUUAAGAGGUUGAAAGAAUGAGAAGAAUGAUAAAUGACGUCAGUGAAUAGUCAUUUGAUCUUUCUGAUAAUCAGAGUAGGUAUUAAAAGUAGUAGCCUUAGCAAUAGGAAUACUCAUAGGUAAAAAUUAAGAAAAUCCAAAAGAAAAACCCUGAUUUCUUGGACAAAAUUUAAUAAAAUAUUAACCAGUAGAAUGAAUUUUGA
This is a messenger RNA of Stylonychia lemnae, 933 nucleotides long. The record is from the annotation of a GenBank genome assembly. NCBI's taxonomy places the organism in Eukaryota, Ciliophora, Spirotrichea, Sporadotrichida, Oxytrichidae.